AUGUGUGGAGGAGCCAUCAUCUCCGACUUCGUGCCGCCGGCGAGCCGAUUGUCGCGCCGGCUCACACCCGAGUUGCUUUGGGGCGCAGCCGAUCCUUCUUUUAACAGCAAGAACAAGCGGCCUACGAGCUAUCGCACGAAGCCGCUGAGGUAUCAGUCGUCUGUUGAUUUUGACGAGGAGUUCGAAGCCGAUUUUCAGGAAUUUGAGGAUUGCUAUACCGAUGACGAAGAGGAGAUCGAUUUGAAAAGGCCGUUCGCUUUAUCUGCUGCGAAGAACUCUAGCUUUAAGGGUUUGAAGUCUGCAGACACUAAUAAAUGCAAUAAUUCCGCUGAGAAAACCUCAAAAAGGAAGAGAAAAACUCAGUACAGAGGCAUUCGUCAACGCCCGUGGGGUAAAUGGGCUGCCGAAAUCCGUGACCCAAGCAAAGGUGUCCGAGUUUGGCUUGGCACUUAUAACACAGCUGAGGAAGCUGCUAGAGCUUAUGAUAUCGAGGCCCGUAAAAUCAGGGGAAAGAAAGCCAAGGUGAAUUUUCCUGAAGAUACUGCACUGUCUUCUGUUAGCUCAAAACAAACAGUUAAACUGAAAUCCCAAGUUCUCCCUCCCAUAAAAGGUACAAGACCCAUUCAGCACAAUUCAAACAUGGAUACUGGUUUUGCAGGCAUGCUUAAUACUGAUUAUGAUAGUUUUUUGAAUUUCCUUGACGAAAAACCACAAAAGAAACUACUUGCCUCCUGUGAUAUUGGUUCGAACUCGAAACUUUUUCACUUGAGCUCAGAUCAGGGCAGUAAUACCUUCGACUGCUCAGAUAUUGGUUGGACCGAAAAUUGUGCCAAGAGUCCCGAAAUAUCAUCUGUCCCUGCAGCUGCUGUUGGUAAAAACAACCAAGCUCAAAUUUUGGAGGAAUCAUGCCCGCCAAAGAACGUGAAGUCGAAUUCAGAGGAAUUUGUGCUUGGUGAUGAGAAUAUUAAUGAAAUUAACGAGGAUAUUUUUCAAAUGCCUUAUCUUGAUAACAACUGGGAUGUCUCGAUUGAUGCACUUCUCAAUGGUGAUGCGACUCGUGAAGGUGGGAAUACCUUGGAUCUAUGGGCUUUUGAUGGUGUUACCGGUAUCAUGGAUGGUGGCGAUGUGUACUGA
This is a messenger RNA of Striga hermonthica, 1134 nucleotides long. The record is from the annotation of a GenBank genome assembly. NCBI's taxonomy places the organism in Eukaryota, Viridiplantae, Streptophyta, Magnoliopsida, Lamiales, Orobanchaceae.